GCCGCCGCCGCCGCCUCCGCCGGAGCGCGGGUGGAGGGGGGCGGGGAGAGCUGCCUGCCGCCCCGCUCCGCCGAGCCCAGCAGGAAGGAGGGCGCGAGCGGGCGAGCGCGGGCGGCGCGAGCGGAAAAAGCGCCCGUGCAAGGGAGCGAAAAGAAGGAAAGAAAGAAAGAAAACGAGCGCGAGAGAGGGAAAAGCGAGCGAUUGAGGAGCGCGCGCGCGAAAACUCCCGGCAGCACUUUCAUCUGGACCCUUGGAUGCCCACUGACAGAUGCUUGAGACCUGCAAGUAAUCUUCAGAUCAUAGCAGAACUGUAAGGCCUAUCCUUUGUGUGGAGAGGAGAUACUCCAUGUGCUGUGGAAAUGAACGGGGAGCAGCAGCUUGAUGCAGCAUAUCUUUGGGAUAAAUUCCUAGAAGUGGGAUUGCUGGAUCAAAAGAUGCUGGAUCUGGUGUGGAAGAAGUGGAAUUAAACUGGGAAGAUUAUCUGGAAGAGACAGGGUCCACAGCAGUUCCCUAUGGAUCUUUUAAACAUGUGGACACACGUUUGCAAAAUGGAUUUGCUCCUGGGAUGAAACUGGAGGUGGUUGUGAAGACAGAUCCUGAAACUUACUGGGUUGCCACCAUCAUUACUACCUGCGAGCAGUUACUCCUCCUCCGCUACGAUGGCUACGGGGAGGACCGCAGAGCGGACUUCUGGUGUGACAUCAGGAAGGCUGACCUCUACCCCAUUGGGUGGUGUGAGCAGAAUAAGAAGACCCUCAAAGCCCCAGAAGGCAUCAGAGAAAAGGUCUCUGACUGGGAAGCGUUCCUGCGGCAGACCCUGACGGGAGCACGCAGUCCACCUGUCCCGCUGCUCGAGGGCCUCCGUAAUGGGAGGAAUCCUUUAGAUCUCAUUGCUCCAGGUUCCAGGCUAGAAUGUCAAGCUUUCCAGGACUCUUUAAGCACUUGGAUUGUUACUGUAGUCGAAAACAUUGGGGGAAGGCUGAAGCUGCGUUAUGAAGGACUUGAAAGUUCUGACAAUUUUGAACAUUGGUUGUAUUACUUGCAUCCGUUUCUUCAUCAUGUUGGUUGGGCAGCUCAACAGGGAUAUGAACUUCAGCCCCCAUUAGCCAUCAGACAUCUGAAAAAUGAGGCUGAGUGGCAAGAGAUCUUGGCCAAAGUCAAAGAGGAGGAGGAAGAGCCAUUACCAUCUUACUUAUUUAAGGACAAACAAGUGACUGGCACACAUUCAUUCUCUGUAAAUAUGAAAUUAGAAGCUGUGGACCCCUGGUCUCCUUUUGGGAUCUUUCCUGCUACAGUUGUUAAGGUUUUCGAUGAGAGGUACUUUCUGGUAGAAAUGGAUGACUUGAGACCGGAGAGACGUGCGAGGCGAUCUUUUGUGUGUCAUGCUGACAGUCCUGGCAUUUUCCCCGCGCAGUGGAGUCUGAAGAAUGGUUUACACAUCAGCCCCCCUCCUGGCUACCCAGGCCAGGACUUUGAUUGGGCUGACUACCUCAAACAGUGUGGUGCUGAAGCUGCUCCCCAGCGGUGCUUCCCACCGACAAUUUCUGAGCAUGAAUUUAAGGAGAACAUGAAGCUAGAGGCAGUGAACCCUCUUCUCCCCGAAGAAGUAUGCAUUGCCACCAUUACUGCAGUGAGGGGCUCUUACCUGUGGCUCCAGCUGGAGGGUUCUAAGAAGCCCAUACCUGAAUGUAUUGUGAGUGUGGAAUCCAUGGAUAUAUUUCCUCUGGGCUGGUGUGAAACCAAUGGCCAUCCCCUCAGUGCUCCUCGCCGAGCACGAGUACACAAACAAAGGAAGAUUGCAGUGGUUCAGCCAGAAAAACAAAUACCAUCCUCGAGGACUGUCCAUGAGGGCCUGAAGAAUCAGGAGCUGAACUCCACAGACUCAGUUAUGAUUAAUGGAAAAUAUUGCUGUCCAAAGAUAUACUUCAACCACCGUUGCUUCUCAGGGCCAUAUCUUAACAAAGGAAGAAUUGCUGAGCUGCCUCAGUGUGUAGGACCCGGGAACUGUGUUCUGGUCCUCAGAGAGGUCCUCACUUUACUCAUCAAUGCAGCCUAUAAACCCAGCCGUGUCCUUCGGGAGCUGCAGCUGGACAAAGACUCUGUGUGGCAUGGAUGUGGGGAAGUCCUAAAAGCCAAAUACAAAGGGAAGAGUUACCGGGCUACUGUUGAGAUAGUGAAAACAGCAGAUCGGGUGACUGAAUUCUGUCGACAGACCUGUAUCAAACUGGAGUGCUGUCCCAACCUUUUCGGUCCACGGAUGGUUCUGGAUAAAUGUUCUGAGAACUGCUCUGUACUUACAAAGACCAAAUAUACACACUACUAUGGAAAGAAGAAAAGUAAAAGAAUUGGGAGGCCACCUGGUGGGCAUAGUAACUUAGCGUGUGCUCUGAAAAAAGCCAGUAAGAGGAGAAAGAGGCGGAAAAAUGUUUUCGUUCAUAAGAAGAAGCGCUCUUCUGCAUCUGUUGAUAAUACCCCGGCGGGCUCUCCCCAGGGAAGUGGGGGUGAAGAUGAGGAUGACCCCGAUGAAGGAGAUGAUGACUCCCUAAGUGAGGACAGUACAUCUGAGCAGCAGGACGAGCUACAGGAAGAGUCAGAAAUGUCAGAGAAAAAGUCAUGCUCCUCCUCUCCCACCCAAAGUGAGAUAUCCACGUCGUUGCCUCCAGACAGACAGAGGAGAAAGAGAGAGCUUCGCUCGUUUUCAUUUUCUGAUGAUGAGAAUAAACCUCCUUCACCAAAGGAACUAAGGAUCGAAGUUGCCGAAAGGCUUCACCUGGACAGUAACCCCCUGAAGUGGAGCGUGGCAGAUGUUGUGCGGUUCAUCAGAUCCACGGACUGUGCUCCCUUAGCAAGAAUAUUCCUAGACCAGGAAAUCGACGGGCAGGCCUUGCUGCUCCUUACCCUUCCCACUGUUCAAGAGUGCAUGGACUUAAAAUUGGGCCCUGCCAUCAAACUUUGCCAUCACAUAGAGAGGAUCAAGUUUGCUUUUUAUGAGCAGUUUGCCAACUGAGGAUGGCAACUAAAGUGAGCUGUAUCUAUGAAGCACAAAUGCAGCAAAUCCUUCACCUGCUCUACAUAUGGAGCUGAAACCGUCCUGGGGCUCUGGGCCCUGCAGGUGUAGGCUUGCUCUCUUUGCACUUUCAGGGAAGGAGGACCCACACCGAGGAAGCAAAAACUGCACAGAAGUGGCUCUCCUGCCAGUGGAAAUGUGGGCAUCUCUCGUUCAGCAGAUUGCAGUUUUUACAAAAUAAAGGUUGUGAAGAAAAGACUGAUGAUAUCAGAAGAAUAAACAUUUCCAGUGGCAUGGCCAAAAAACGAAGAAUGAUCUAGACUGCUGGAAAGCACCCUUUUGGUUGUUUUCUUUUUGUUCUGUCCCUUCCCAUUGUAGAAUGAACUUUGUUCUCUGCUUUCUCUUUCUUGGAAAGAGAGGACAUAGCUUUAAGUCAGUGCUGAUUUGGGACUGUGCCUAAGGCACAUCAGUGCUUCUUAUCAUUGUGUUAUUGAGCUUUUUAAAUUAAAACAGUUCAUUUUGGGGAUGAUGACAUGGCUCUAGGGUUUUGAAUGUAUAGUCACACUUUGAUCCAGUUCAAAAUCUAUUCUUAAGAGUUCGUUUGUUUACUACCUCUAUUGAUAAUUGAGCUUACAGCCAUGUAUGAGGUUUUUUUGUAUGAUGCCAUUUUUAAGCUACAUGAACACUAAAUGACAGAAGUUGGAGGGAAAAAACACUGUUAGCUUUCUUAAAAACAUUGCGUGAGCACUUACACCAAUUUCUUAACUGACCUACCUGAUCUAAGUACUACUGUCAUCAUUCUCCAUCUUGACCCAGCUUGGGCUACCUGUUUUAAGAAGUAUCUCAAAGAUUGUUGGUAUUUCAGUUUAAUUGCUCUCGCCCCAUUAGUUUUUCAGAGGGGCUUCAGUGGCUUUUAUUUUGUGUUUACAUUUGUUUGUCUGACUGUUUCAUCUCUAGAGUCCUUACUUUGGGUAAAAAUCAGUAGGUGUUACUUGGACUCAUAGUUAAAUCCAUUUUCCCUUCUUUCUCAGUGUCUCCAGGUAGGUAGUGUAGAAGCACAAUGGAGAAAACGUGUUUGGGAGUUGAGGCAGAGCGUGGAGUUUCUGUAACUGUGUCCUCAGUGGCUGGAUAAAGAUUAAGAGGUGGUUAGGGAUUCUGAAAACCACUUUGCCUAGUCACGUUUAUAGUUUUCAUUGGUUAAACCUUUAAAUUGAAUGUAAUCUACAAGCUGAGGAUUCCCACUCAGUAAUUCGGUUUUCUUUUAGGUGUUUCUUUUGACCCAGCUCAAGUUGACGUGAAACAACAGGUGAUUUUCACUUAGGCUUGUGCUGCUAGCCAUUAUAGAAUAGCAUUAGCAUUUGCUGUACUGUUCCAGCCUUGAGGGAUGAACAAAGAUGCAUAGAUGGCUUCUGUUAAAUGAUUUGCUUUGCUGAGUGUAUUUUUUUUAAUUAUCUUAGUUACCUGCAAAUUUAUAAUAGAAUCAUGCCUCUUCAAGAUUAGAAAAUGUUUUAAAACUGCAAACUGGGUAAAUUCUAGACAGCUAUAUAAAUAUAAGGUAAUAUUAUUUCAAGUGUAAACCGAUGGUGACUUUUUUCCUUUUCGUCCUCUCACCCCCACCUGUUUUUACGGACAUUGACAAAUACUCUGUAGUCUGGAUCCUCUCUUCCUUGGGUAAUUAUGAACCACCUUAACUCAGGUCCUCCAGCCAAACCAUUAAAACAUCAACUCUUUGCUUAGGCUACUGCCAGAUAUACCUGGAAAGAAGCUUCAUUUAAGUAAAAGUUAAUGUUUGAACUUAUCUAGAGACUCAAUUUUUAAAAAUAUGAUUAAUUCUAUGCCCAUGGAAGAGAAGCAUAUAUAAGAUGCGUGGGAACAAUUAGCAUUAAGCAGAUAGACUUUAGAGGGCUAUGUAUCUUGAAUAAUAAAAGUUCCUAAGAACUCAGCACACAAGGCACCAAGGCAAAGAGGGUUCCUUCAAGGUCAAUGGAAUAAAAACAUGUCUGGAAUUAAUGAACAUUGUUGUCUUAUUUAGGAAAAUGAGAUUUAUUUUCUAUAAGAGGGAAUUUACCAAAUGCAACAAUGAAUAUGUUAUAUUGCCUCUCUUUUGACUUCUCUAGAAACCAUAGAAUUUAGAACACCUCCCUUCACAAGUAAAGGGUGAAAAGUGCCUAAAACAUGAAACAAAUGGCGCUAAGUAGUCUCUGGUUUGGAUAGACUCAGAUAGAAGAAUCGGGGCCUUCUCAUACUGAGAUAGAGUUUAUCAGGCAGCUGUCAGUCCCCACUCCCGGAUAUUACAUAAGAAUACUUGUUUGAGAAUUUAAUGCCAGGCGUUGUUUUUUGUUUUUUGGGGGGUUUUUUUGUUUGUUUUUUUUUUAGUGUAAACUUUAGACUCUAUUUGCUUCAUCAAGCUGCGGGGCUGGGCUGAAAACAGCACUGACAGUGUGAUUCCUAUGAUUCCUGUGGUUCUGAACCAGAUUUUAAGCCUGUUACUAGCUCACCAUGUUGGGGCAAAAUGUUUGUAUAUUGCACAUAGGUGCUAAACUUUUUUUUUAAGUAUUAUUAUUGUGGAAUAUUAGGCAACAGUGUCUUUUUCCAGGACCCAUAAGCUUCUAGUCAAGUCAUUGUUUUCAAUCUAGUUGUGGAGGGUG
Rhinolophus ferrumequinum (greater horseshoe bat) is the source of this 5655-nucleotide messenger RNA. It is a transcript of the gene SFMBT1, whose product is annotated as Scm like with four mbt domains 1. Gene Ontology annotation, cellular component: nucleus. Gene Ontology annotation, molecular function: histone binding; transcription corepressor activity. The transcript is spliced from 22 exons. The record is from RefSeq and is a predicted model, not a curated record. NCBI's taxonomy places the organism in Eukaryota, Metazoa, Chordata, Mammalia, Chiroptera, Rhinolophidae. The coding region runs from base 566 to 3007 and encodes 813 amino acids. Gene Ontology annotation, biological process: regulation of DNA-templated transcription.